This is a messenger RNA of Drosophila takahashii, 1178 nucleotides long. RefSeq names its product transport and golgi organization 14 (gene Tango14). Gene Ontology annotation, molecular function: ditrans,polycis-polyprenyl diphosphate synthase [(2E,6E)-farnesyl diphosphate specific] activity. NCBI's taxonomy places the organism in Eukaryota, Metazoa, Arthropoda, Insecta, Diptera, Drosophilidae. The record is from RefSeq and is a predicted model, not a curated record. Gene Ontology annotation, cellular component: dehydrodolichyl diphosphate synthase complex; endoplasmic reticulum membrane.
CACGUAUUUCAAUUAUUCUGAGAGAGCGCAUCGGUUAAAACUUGGACAGGCUUGGAUAACACGAUGAGCCCGCCGCCCAAGUGACUGUGCAGGUAGCCAAGUGACCCUGGACAACCGUUAUGUUCGCUUGUGUACACUGCGACGGGGAACCGAAGAAGCAACAGGAGCGGAUUCCUGGCCGAAGAGAUUUCCCGCUGGUCGACCAACCGCCCCUGGACUGUCCAACAUGAUCGAGGUGAUUUGCCUGCUGCUGGGCAGGAUCCUGCUGCUCCUGAUCGGCGGCUACGAGCUGAUUUGGCGGCUGCGCGAGCGUCUGAAUGCACUGGUGGUCAGGUGGUCAUAUGACCUUUGGCGCAGCGGAACGGCACGUGAGGCGCACGAGCGGCGCGUGCUUGCGGAUUGCCGCUCCCAGUUGACCAAGACGCCGCAGCAUCUGGUCCUGGUCAUCUCGCCCAUGGACGCCGGCGUGGAUGCGGUGCUCCUGCGCAGGAUCUUUGACUUUGCCCUGGACGUCGGGAUCAAGCAUGUCAGUUUGUAUGAUAGGCGCUCGAAGGGCAAGGGCUAUGUGGAGCUGGCCGAGAUCUGUCGGUCGGCUAGCGAGGAACAGGGUAGCUGCUUCAAGUGGCCACCAGUAUUUCCAAGCAAGCAGGAGAACCAGUCGAAGAACGGACAAAAGACAAAUGGUUAUGUGAACGGGGCCAAUGGCUCACAUUCCCCUCAAUUGCAGCUCUAUCAAAUCAGCGCCUCCGAUGGCCAUGCUUUAAUCGCCGACGUCUGCCGGGAGUUGUACGAGGGCAGGGAGUCGACGAUGGUGCAAAAUCUACUCAAGCAGAAGCGCGAAGCGCUCACGGAGCAGAUCACCGGGAUGCUGAACAAGCGCCUGGGAUUUGAGGCACCGGAACCGGAGUUGGGCAUCGUGUUUGCCCGGCAGACCUGCACAUACGGCCUGCUGCCGUGGCAUGUGCGCUUCACCGAGUUCCACACGCAUCCCAGCGGACGCCAUUUCGACGUGGAGACGUUCGCCAACAUCCUGUGCAAGUACUCGCGAUGCGAACAACGAUGGGGCACGUAAACGCAGCCCCCCGUAUAUUAACUAGUUACCUUAACUUUAUGUAAAUUAUCGCCAGGAAUUCCUUUUAGUUCGUAAGAAUAAACCACAAAAGUGUAUUGUUCAUAAA